Aethina tumida (small hive beetle) is the source of this 2853-nucleotide messenger RNA. It is a transcript of the gene Osbp, whose product is annotated as oxysterol-binding protein 1. Gene Ontology annotation, cellular component: intracellular membrane-bounded organelle; membrane; cytosol. The transcript has 9 exons. NCBI's taxonomy places the organism in Eukaryota, Metazoa, Arthropoda, Insecta, Coleoptera, Nitidulidae. The coding region runs from base 51 to 2393 and encodes 780 amino acids. Gene Ontology annotation, molecular function: sterol binding. The record is from RefSeq and is a predicted model, not a curated record.
GUCGCAGUGACAACAGUUCAACAGUGAAUACCCGAAAAAUACACGCAAGAAUGGGCGACACUGGAUCCAACAAAUCGACAACCGCCCCACAGAACGAGCCCGCCAUGAAGGGCUGGCUGUUCAAGUGGACAAAUUAUCUGAAAGGCUACCAGAGACGAUGGUUCGUCUUGCAGAACGGACACCUUAGCUAUUACAGGGCCGAAAACACGGGCGGUGUGCCCACGUUGUCUAUUAGAAGGCGCCGCAGGUUCAGAGGAAACCAGGCGGAAAUGGUGCACACUUGUCGUGGCAGCAUCUCCCUUCACGGCGCCCUUAUUUACACGGUGGACGCUAGCACGUUCGUAAUAUCCAACGGUGGUACACAAACUUUUCACAUACGAGCCGCCUCCGAGGUCGAACGACAAUCAUGGGUCACCGCAUUAGAAUUAGCCAAAGCUAAAGCUAUCAGAAACAUGGAAUCGGAAGAGGACGACGACGAGGCGGACGAAGGUAGCGGCAACGUGGAGGAUUGGUCCAGCGUCGUACGCAAACUGGAGGCGCAGCUCAACGAUUUACAAACGUGCAGCGACCUGAUUCACAAACACUGGAAAUGUCUGGUCAAACCACUGAACGAGAUCGAAACAAAUUCUGAUCCCGAAACCAUACAGGGCAAGGGGAAGGAGAUCGGCGAACGUGCCACGCUUUUCCGCAUCUCCACCAACGCCAUGAUCAAUGCUUGCGCCGAGUAUUUGAAGACGGCACAAACGCACGGGCACAAGUGGGUGCGUUUGCUGCAGCACGAGCGGGAGCAACGGCAACGAUUGCAGGAAAUGGUCGAGACGUUGGCAACGCAACAUUCGAAACUGGAACAGGCGGCCAACGCUCACACACAACGUCCAGCCAUUAGCGCCAGCGAGAACGAGGAGGAGGACGAGAAUGAGUUCUACGACGCGGUAGCGGAGGGCGGGGGCACGCCGAACACCGGAACCGAUGGUUUCACCCUCAACAUACCCACCGGCGGACACAGAAGGAACAGCUCAGACAGUUCCAGUGAAACUGAAGACACACAAGAAACCAAACAGGUAGUGGUCGUCACGAAUAAAGUUACGUCUGAUCAGCAGUCAAGUGGGGUGAAAACUAUGGGCGAAUCGACGGCCGUGGUUGCGACCAGUUUAUCAACAGCAACGACCCCCACCAAUCGGAAGCAACGUCGCACCCGCGUUCCCGACAAACCCAACUACCCGCUCAGCUUGUGGAGCAUAAUGAAGAACUGCAUUGGCAAAGAUCUAAGCAAAAUUCCGAUGCCGGUCAAUUUCAACGAACCACUGUCGAUGUUGCAACGAAUUGCCGAGGAUUUCGAGUAUUCAGAACUGCUGGAUCAAGCUGCAAAAUGUGCAGACGCUUGCGAACAGCUGGCGUACGUCGCGGCGUACACGAUCUCCUCUUAUUCGACCACCAGCACCCGGUCGGGCAAGCCAUUCAACCCUCUGCUAGGAGAAACCUACGAGUUCGACCGCACCGACGACAUGGGUUGGCGCUUGAUCAGCGAACAAGUGUCCCAUCAUCCGCCCAUGUUGGCACAGCACUGCGAGGGUCGCGGCUGGCGUUGCUGGCAAGAGUUCACCAUGACGAGCAAGUUCCGCGGCAAGUAUCUGCAGAUCGUGCCGCUGGGCAUUGCGCACGUCGAGUUCACGGCGACGGGCAAUCGGUACACGUGGCGCAAAGUCACCACCACCGUUCACAACAUAAUCGUGGGCAAGUUGUGGGUGGACCAGCACGGCGACAUGGAGAUAACAGGUCGCGGUGGGGCCAGCGGCAUAAAGUGCCACCUCAAAUUCAUCCCCUACUCGUACUUUUCGCGCGACACGCAAAGACGCGUCAAGGGCGUGGUUCUGGACAAGAGCGACCACGUGAAAUGGGUAAUAAACGGCACGUGGGACGAUCACGUCGAAAUCGGGCCGGUGAUUGGCAACGUGAAAAGUCAAAGUUCCUCUACGUCGAUCUACGAAACGGGCACGUCCCAGUUGGUGUGGAAACGACGACUUCCGCCGCCCGAAAGCGAGAAGUUCUACAACUUCACCAUAAUGGCCUGUCAGCUGAACGAGCCGGAAGACGGCGUGGCGCCGACCGAUUCACGGCGACGACCUGAUCAACGGUUGAUGGAGGAGGGCCUGUGGAACGAGGCGAACGAGGAGAAGGUCCGCAUUGAAGAAAAACAGCGGGCCGUCCGUCGGGCACGCGAGGCUGCUGCCGAAGAAGCCGCAGCUGAGGGUACUCCGUUCGAGCCGUACAAACCCGUCUGGUUCGAGCAGCAGCGCGACGAAGAAACGGACGUGGUCACACACGUGUACACCGGCAAAUACUGGGAGGCGAAAGCCAAACAGGAUUGGAGCAUGUGCCCGGACAUUUUUUAAAUGUGUUGUUUUUAAUCGUGUACAAGGGCAACGUCCGUACGGUGUUUUUGGUCCUUUUUUUUACGCUAUUCAUGUAUAUAUUAGAGGCGAUUUUAAUAUGGAUAAUAAAUCAAUUAAUCUGUAUAUAUAAGAGGUAUCGUAAUUGUUUUCUUUCUAUUCAAUUUGUUUUUCGGUAUGGAGGGUGAGGUGAUUAAUUUGUGGACACCCUUGUACAUAGCUUUCCUGAUAUGUGAUAAUGUAAAUAAAGGUACAUUGAGAAUGUUACUCUUCUCUAUAUUGUUUGUCGGGUUCACACACACACACACACACACUAUUUGUUUUAAUUACUGAAAAUAUAAUAUUGAUAAAUUUAAUCAUUAAUCGUAUAAAUUAUGAAUCUAAUUUAAAUUGUUGUAUAUAUUGUAAUAAUGUAUGCUUCUUUGCGGAUUUUAAGUAGGAUAAAAUACAUUUUAUAAGGCAA